Penicillium lagena is the source of this 666-nucleotide messenger RNA. RefSeq lists its product as uncharacterized. The coding region runs from base 1 to 666 and encodes 221 amino acids. NCBI's taxonomy places the organism in Eukaryota, Fungi, Ascomycota, Eurotiomycetes, Eurotiales, Aspergillaceae. The transcript is spliced from 3 exons. The record is from RefSeq and is a predicted model, not a curated record.
AUGCCUGAUCCUAUACAGGAACCUAUAUUGCAGCUGUGGAUGGGAAGCCUAGACGCCGUUCUAGACCAGGCGCUCCAGUCAAUAGCCGACCACCGGAUUAAUAUGUUUGACCAAGCCCGGAUAAAUAGCUUCGUGGAUGAUGCCUACCGCCGACCCAGCUAUCGGCCCCGGCUUCUCUGCUUUGUGCAUCGCACCGCCCAACCGAGUCAGUCAAUCCGACUAGCCCACAUCUUGACUAAGGAUCAGGUGGACCUUUUGCAGCAAAUAGAAGAAGUGAGUCAACAGUUGUAUAGACUUACAACUUCCGCCGCCGCCGCCACUCGGAUCACCCACAUUCCUAGGCCACUACUAGAAGAUGCUAUCCGAGACGCUUCACUGCUCGUGAUCCAGAGAGCCGUUCUAGCCGUAGACGAUGGGACAGUUGAUGAACCGUCGAGUAUCUUAGAUGAGAUGCGGCAGCGAUUCCUGAUCCAUGGAUGCGCUACCCCAGUAGGUUGGGCGCUCCGGCUACGGACCUAUGGUAAGAAGAUCAAAGUCCGUCAGACCCCGACCCUUCCGGGGCAUGUAGACUGGUCCGAUGAUAAUAGCACCCUACGUGGUAAGGGGUGUCGCGGAAUCCAUUGGAUUCCGCCUAGCCCCCGUUAUGCGCGUCGCGGAAUCCAUUAG